This is a messenger RNA of Ostrinia furnacalis (Asian corn borer), 2060 nucleotides long. Its product is annotated as multiple inositol polyphosphate phosphatase 1. Gene Ontology annotation, molecular function: inositol phosphate phosphatase activity; acid phosphatase activity. NCBI's taxonomy places the organism in Eukaryota, Metazoa, Arthropoda, Insecta, Lepidoptera, Crambidae. The coding region runs from base 78 to 1391 and encodes 437 amino acids. The record is from RefSeq and is a predicted model, not a curated record. The transcript is spliced from 9 exons.
GAAAUAAUAUUUACAUUACGUUUACAAAUUUUUUGUAAUUUUAAAUAAAGUAGAAACAAUAUAUUCACUAGAUAAUUAUGAAUAUCUUAGCUAUAUCAAUUAUAUUCUCAGUGUUAUAUCAUAUGCCAGAUGUGAUAGCUUCUUUAGAUAGUGAAGAUGUUCGCAAUUAUUUAGGAACUCGCACACCUUACAGAUUUAUUUCUAAUAAAAAUGAUUCUAAGAUAAAAUAUCCUAACUGCAAGGAUUCUAAAAUAUGGAUGAUGAUUCGCCAUGGAACAAGACUGCCAAGUGCUAAGGAUAUUUUGGGCAUGAACAGUACGCUUCGGGAUUUGAAAUAUGAAAUUCUGCUCAUGCACAAAAAAGGCAAAGGUGAACUGAAUCCAGAGCAGUUAAAAUUAAUAGAAGACUGGUCCAAACACAUAGAUGUUGAGCAGGAGAAGUUCUUGGCUCGGGAAGGUCAAGAUGAGAUGAUACUGCUUGCUGAGAGAAUGCACAAAAGAUUCCCAAAUGCUAUAAAAAAUAAGUACAAUAAUAAAACAUUCAUGUUCCGUUAUACGGCUACUCAGAGAGCACAGCAAAGUGCAAGAUAUUUCACCAUCGGUUUAUUUGAUAAGAAAGAAUCCCAAGGAGUGAUUUUUUCACCUGCAAACAAAGUAGAUCCAGAGUUAAGAUUUUACAAACAUUGUGACAAGUGGCAAAAGCAAGUUAAGAAAAAUCCAGACACAUACGUCGAGCAAAAAUUGUACGGCACAAGUGCUGAAAUGAACAAGACUAUAGCCGCUGUUAGCAAAAAGUUGGGUCUAGAUAAAGUCUUGAGUUUAGGAACUGUGAAUUUAAUGUAUAAGAUCUGCGGAUUUGAAACUUCUUGGAAUAAACAUCAUUUGUCGCCAUGGUGCAGUGCUUUUGAUCAGGAGAGUGCAGAGGUAAUGGAAUAUUAUCACGAUUUGAAACAUUAUUGGAUGGAUGGCUAUGGGCAUGAUCUGACUUACAGACAAGCAUGUAUGGCGAUCAAAACUAUGUUUGAUAAUUUCAGUCACAAAAAAGACCCGCACGCGAUAUUCCUGUUCGCACACUCGGGGACCCUGCUCAAGAUCCUCACACACAUGCAUCUGUAUAAACCGGAGACUCCGCUACGAGGCGACGCCAUCGACAGGAAGAGGCCGUGGCGAGCGACUAAUAUUGACUGCUUCGCUUCUAACUUAGCUUUUGUGUUAUACAAGUGCAAAGAUGGCGACCGCGUUUUGACGUUGCACCAAGAGAGAAUAAUAAAGCUGCCGAUGUGUGAGAGCGAGUUGUGUCCCCUGGAGCAUCUGAAGGAAUACUUCCACGAUUCCAUUUACAACUGUGAUUAUUCCGACAUGUGCAGCCUUGAUAAAGAUAAUAGUUCAUAAAUUAAAGACUAUGCCAUAUUGCGAUGGGCUAUCUGAAAGAACUUAAAAUCAUGACGAUCAUGGUUGUUGAUACUUAUCAAUUAGGUAUUAAUAAUGGAAGUCUGUGUGCUGUCAACUUAAAAAAAUGGUAAAAUGAGAAUUUCCACGAAUUGCAUUUGGUUUUACUAAAGAGAAAUCAGUACUACUUAUAACUAAAAUGCAAAAGAAAAUAAUAUUUAUUUUUAAACCAAACAUAUGAAGUAAUGCUUUUGGCUAUGUAAAUUCGUCGAGCAGUCCGAUUAAAAUGUCACUUUAGUGGCUUGAUAUACAUAUUUACCUAUUGGAUCUUAAAUUACAUACCAAUAAAUAGGUACCCCUUAAGUCAGUUUGAGUAAAACUUACAUAAGUAGAACUGUAAGCUUGGAGAUCAAUGUUUAUAUGUAGUAUUAGACUAGGCGCAGACCACCGAUUUUUAGUUGGCCGAUAUUUGGGGCCCGAUUUUAAUUUGUAUGACGAAUCGGCCAAAUCAAAUCGAUGUAAUGUGCGCACUUCUAUACAUGCCCAUGUAUUAGCUUAAGACCUUCUCACCAAAUGAAGCAAUAAAGAAUUAUGAAUUAUGAAUUAUACUGAUCAAAUGCCCGACUAAACUAUCGGCCGACGAAAAAUCGAUGGACUGCGCCUAGCCUUAAA